AUGGCCCAAGAUGUGGUGGGUGAGGACGCUAAAGCCAAAGCCAAUGCAUUAAAACCUGGUGAAUUGCUUAUGUUGGAAAAUUUACGUUUUGAAUCGGGUGAAGAAAAUGGCGAUGAUCAUUUUACCAAGUCUUUGGCAGAACUUGGAACGGCUUAUGUCAACGAUGCUUUUGGUACAGCCCAUAGAGCCCAUGCUUCCACCACUUUAAUUGCUCAAUAUUUUCCCAACAAUAAAUUUUUUGGUUUUUUAAUAACCAAGGAAUUGGAAGCCUUGGAUAAGGUUUUAAAAUCGGGAGAAUCUCCAGUUACCGCCAUUUUGGGUGGGGCUAAGGUGUCUACUAAAAUUACCAUCAUCGAAAAUAUAUUGCCCGCCAUCGAUCAUUUGAUUAUUGGUGGGGGUAUGAUAUUUACUUUUAUUAAGGCUUUGGGCGGUCAAGUGGGAAAUUCAAUGGUUGAAGACGAUAAAUUAGAAUUAGCCUUGGAUAUUUUAAACAAAGCCAAAAGCCAUGAGGUUCAGGUGCAUUUACCCGUGGAUGUUUUGGUGGCAGACGCCUUUAGCAAUGAUGCCAAUACUCAAAUAUGCGCCACCAAAUCCAUUCCCGAUGGAUGGAUGGGCUUGGACAUUGGUCCACAAGCCAUUGAAAAUUAUGCACAAGUCAUUAAAUUAUCCAAAACCAUUCUUUGGAAUGGUCCAUUGGGCGUAUUUGAAAUGUCUAAAUUUGCCCAAGGUACCAUUCAAAUGGGCCAUGCCAUUGAUAAUGCUACCCAAUUGGGCGCUUUUUCAUUGGUGGGUGGCGGCGAUAGUGUGGCGGCGGUAAAACAAUUUGGUUUUGAAAACAAAGUGAGUUAUGUAUCCACGGGUGGAGGGGCUAUGUUGGAAUCUUUAGAAGGCAUUCAAUUGCCUGGGGUUUCGGCCAUUUUAAAUUAA
This is a messenger RNA of Notodromas monacha, 927 nucleotides long. The record is from the annotation of a GenBank genome assembly. Lineage: Eukaryota; Metazoa; Arthropoda; Ostracoda; Podocopida; Cyprididae.